AUGAAAAUACAGAUUAUAUUUAUUCUUUUAUUGAAUAUGAUCCAUUCUUUUGUUAUAAAAAAGUUAAAAUGGGAAGGUGAACAAUAUCAUAAAACAAAGUUUAAGUUAUAUAGAACUAGAUAUUUUAGAAAGUAUAGAACAAUUCCAUACAUCAAAGAUUCAGGAGAAACUCAUAUAGAUGAAUUAACCCGAGAAAGAGUUCGAUUAAAUAAGCAUACAGCAAAUUCAAUAACACUUGGAGCUAAUUAUUUAUUUAUUUGUAAUUUGGAUAAUAGACUGUCUUCCAAAGAUGUUACACACUUUUUCAAUUAUUUUGUUGGAAUAGAUAACUGUAUAGCAAAGAUAAAGAAAAAUAGAUUUACAGGACGAAAUAUGGGACAUGGGAUUUUAAAAUUUAAGAAACCUUGUGAUGCCACCUUGGUUUUAUUAAAUUAUCAAGGUAUUAAAUUGGGAGAUAAAAAUAUUAUUUUAACGGAAGCAUUUAAAAAUGAUCAUUUAAAACAAAAAAAACAUAUCUGUAAUGUGAUACAACCAAGUAGUAGUUAUUAA
Molecule: messenger RNA, 549 nt
Organism: Plasmodium adleri (nom. inval.)
Lineage: Eukaryota; Apicomplexa; Aconoidasida; Haemosporida; Plasmodiidae
Product: conserved Plasmodium protein, unknown function
Exons: 3
Coding region: 1-549 (182 amino acids)
Molecular function (GO): RNA binding
Source: RefSeq, a predicted model, not a curated record